Molecule: messenger RNA, 2664 nt
Organism: Phaedon cochleariae (mustard beetle)
Lineage: Eukaryota; Metazoa; Arthropoda; Insecta; Coleoptera; Chrysomelidae
Source: the annotation of a GenBank genome assembly
AUGAGCGGUGAACCAAAAGCAGAAUCCACCAAAGUGGAAUUGAAAUCCACUGAUGAUAAAAACAAAACUGAAUUGUCCGAUGAAGACAAACAACUGCAAGAAGAGCUCAAUCUCUGUGUGGAGAAAUUACAAGAGAGUGAUGAAAGACUCUACCUACCUGCUUUACAGGCUCUAGGUAAUCACAUUAGGGCCUCAACAACCUCAAUGACUUCUGUACCAAAACCACUGAAAUUCAUGAAACCACAUUAUGAUCCAAUGAAGGAGGUCUAUGAAAAAAUUACAGAUCCAAAUGUGAAGAGAGUUUGUGCUGAUAUAGUUUCUGUACUAGCUAUGACUAUGGGAGAAGGCAGAGAAUGUCUCAAAUAUCGCUUGUUAUGUGAUUUGGACAAAAUUGGGGAAUGGGGACAUGAAUAUGUCAGGCAUUUGGCUGGUGAAAUUGCUGGGGAAUGGGCUGAGACAGAUUUUAUUGUCAACACAGAGAUAAGGGACAAGUUGAUUCUUCUUACAAAACAAAUUGUUCCUUAUAAUAUGGCACAUAAUGCAGAAGCUGAAGCCUGUGAUUUAUUGAUGGAAAUUGAAAGGCUGGACCUUCUUGAACAAUAUGUAGAUGAUAAUAUUUACCAAAGAGUUUGUCUGUAUCUAACUAGCUGUGUAGCAUAUGUGGCAGAUCCAGAAAAUACUACUCUACUCCAGACUGCUCUGUUAUUGUUCAGGAAAUUCAAACAGUAUCCCCAGGCUUUGAGAUUGGCAAUGCAAUUGAAUGAUCACAGUCUUAUAGAAGAAAUCUUCACAUCUUGUCCAGAUACGGCUGUCCAAAAACAGCUUGCUUUUAUGCUUGGCCGCCAACAAAUCUAUAUUGAAAUCCCUGAGACCACCCCAGAAUAUGAAGAUUUGAUUGAAAUAAUGGCAAACUGUCACUUGAACAACCAUUUCCUAAACCUAGCCAGGGAACUGGACAUCAUGGAACCCAAGACACCUGAAGAUGUCUACAAAUCCCAUUUAGAAAAUAGCCGUCCUCCAUUUGGAGGAAGUCAAGUUGAUUCUGCUAGGCAGAAUUUGGCUGCCAGUUUUGUGAAUGGCUUUGUCAAUGCUGCCUUUGGGCAGGACAAGCUGUUGAUGGAAGAUGGUAAUAAGUGGCUGUACAAGAACAAAGAACAUGGUAUGCUUAGUGCCACAGCAUCUCUUGGUCUGGUGCUUCUGUGGGAUGUAGAUGGUGGUCUCACUCCUAUUGACAAAUACUUGUACUCUUCAGAGGACCAUAUCAAGUCAGGUGCAUUGCUAGCUUGUGGUAUAGUAAACUGUGGUGUCAGAAAUGAAUGUGACCCAGCACUAGCAUUGUUGAGUGACUAUGUCCUGCAUAACACAAACAUCAUGAGGAUAGGUGCUAUAGUGGGCUUAGGGUUAGCCUAUGUUGGCUCUAACAGAGAAGCUGUACUCAGUUUGCUAACCCCAGUAUUUUCUGAUCCCAAAUCAAACAUGGAGGUUAUUGGAAUGUCAGCUCUGGCAUGUGGUAUGAUAGCAGUAGGUUCUGGAAACCCACAAGUCACUACCACAAUCAUGCAGACUCUGAUGGAGAAAUCAGAAACUGAGCUCAAAGACACUUAUGCCAGAUUUUUGCCUUUGGGUCUUGGGUUGUGCCACCUGGGAAAACAGGAGGGUGUUGAUACCAUUAUAGCUGCUUUAGAGGUUAUUCCUGAACCAUUUAGAUCCAUGGCCACAACUAUGGUUGACAUCUGUGCUUAUGCUGGGACUGGUAAUGUACUGAAAGUGCAGCAUCUCUUACACAUCUGCUCUGAGCACUAUGAAGGUUCUGAUAGCACUGACAAGAGCUCUAAAGACAAAGAUAAGAAAGAAACGGAAAAAGAGAAAGAUCUCUCUACCAGACAAGCUGUUGCAGUUUUAGGAAUUGCUUUGAUCAGCAUGGGUGAGGAUAUAGGUAGUGAAAUGGCAUUCAGAACUUUUGGACAUCUUCUUCGCUAUUGUGAACCGGUUAUUCGUCGUGCAGUACCUCUAGCUCUAGGUCUCAUAUCAGUAUCUAACCCUAAACUGAGCAUCCUGGAUACCCUGAGCAAAUUCUCUCAUGACAGUGAUGCAGAAGUAGCACACAAUGCUAUCUUUGCUAUGGGUCUUGUAGGAGCUGGUACAAACAAUGCUAGGUUAGCUGCUAUGUUGAGACAGCUAGCUCAAUUCCAUGCCAAGGACCCCAAUAAUUUGUUCAUGGUUCGAAUUGCUCAGGGACUCACUCAUUUGGGAAAAGGUACACUGAGUUUGAGUCCUUACCACAGUGAUAGGCAGCUGAUGAGUCCAGUAGCUGUAGCAGGGUUGAUGGCCACCCUAGUAGGAUUUUUGGAUGUUAAAAAUAUUAUUCUUGGGAGAUCACAUUAUCUCCUGUACACUCUAGCAGCAGCAAUGCAACCUAGAAUGCUUGUGACAUUUGAUGCAGACUUGAACCCCCUUCCUGUGCCUGUAAGAGUUGGAUUGGCUGUUGAUGUAGUUGGGCAAGCAGGUAAACCAAAAACAAUCACAGGUUUUCAGACACACACAACUCCAGUAUUGUUAGCUUAUGGAGAACGUGCAGAACUAGCCACUGAAGAGUAUCUAGCUCUAACACCCAUCAUGGAAGGUUUCGUGAUUUUACGGAAAAAUCCUGAUUUCAACCCAUAA